Drosophila teissieri is the source of this 849-nucleotide messenger RNA. RefSeq lists its product as uncharacterized. The transcript has a single exon. Lineage: Eukaryota; Metazoa; Arthropoda; Insecta; Diptera; Drosophilidae. The coding region runs from base 86 to 274 and encodes 62 amino acids. The record is from RefSeq and is a predicted model, not a curated record.
GCCAAGGAGCUGGGACGCUCGGCAAAAUAGAGAUAAUUAGACUCCAGACAAGUCAAGGCAAGAGGAACUUACACUCCGCGAAAAUAUGUGCGACUGCGGCUGCUACUCUUACUGUCUGCAUGACAGCUCCUGCUACAGCCACUACCACUCGCAUUCUCACUUGCACUCGCAUCACUGCUGUGCGGGCUAUAAAUAUUUGAAGUGCCUCUGCCGCUACUAUCGCCAUGGGCACUGCACCUGCUCCUGCUGGCGGCGGAAAUGCUAUCUGCUCUAAGCUGGAUGAGGUCCCUUUCCAGGAUAAGGAUGAGGCGGAGAUCCACGACAGAUGAGGCACAAAAGGAAACACCACACAAAUCACAACUCAAACAACGCAAAUCAGCAAAGAAAUCACAAGAUGAAGUCCUUUAAGCAGUUGCAUAACACUUGGCUACAUCCAAUCGAGCAGGAGUGAAAUGGAAAAUGUAAAAUGGUUUGACGAGAGAAUCAGAAAGAGAGAGCAGCAAACAACUAGCGUGCAUACGGAUCGUAUGUGCAACGUUUUCAGUUGUCGUGUGAGUGAGUGUGCAUGUGCUUUUGCCUGUAAGUGAAAAUGGUUUAAGGAUGUGGCUAACAUUGUUAUCGACUGCGUUUUGCAUUUUGCAUCUGCAAAAUCCCCAUUUACACCAAACAUACACCUAAACCCAGUAAAGCAAAUCGUAUUAGUGCCUAAGUAUUACUUCACACCCCACAAUAAAUACUCGAUUAACACCCAGAACACAUCGUUACCAAACUAAAUACAUUCAAUGCUAGAGCGUAGUGUGUAUCGGCCGACGUUCAAGUUUUUCGCCAUAUUUGUUACGUUUCCAAUUU